CCCUUCCUUUCCCUGCCGGCCCCUCUCCCCUCGCCUUUGUUCUUCCUUUCGGCCGCUGCCAGCAGCGCGGCCGCCGCAGCCGCCCCCGGCCCGGACUCCUCGCAGCCCCCGCGCCCCCCGGCCAGGCGGACUCUUUUUUUUUAAAUUAUUUUUAUUUUUUUUGGUGGGGGUGGAUGGCAACUUUUGCUCGGAGUUUGGCCCCCCUCUUCUCCCCUCCCCCCGGGCCGCCCGGUGCCGCCGCGCCUCGCCUCGGCUUUGGGCCACGAGCACCGGCCGCAGUUGGAGCAAAGUUGGCACGAGGCGACCACCUUUCCCUCCCCACCCCUUAAGCUCUCCUUUCUGCGCUCCUGAGACGGGCCGAGCCGGGCCGAACCGGACCGGCCUCGGUCCCUCUGCGCGCCGCUCCCCUUCUCGUUUUUCUCGGGCAGGAGAAAAUCCGCGCGGGUCCCCGCAGCCGGCGGGGGGAGAUUGUGGUGCCUGGGGACGGGGAAGAAGGAGGGAGCAGGAGGGCGAGGAGGAGCGGAGAGAUAUGUUCAUGGCAGAGCAAUUUGCAUUAAAAACAGGGACGAGUGAUUAGGUGCCUAGGCAGGGAAUUCAGCCUGCACAAAAAUUAAAGGACGCAUCCGGCAGCUCAGGGGUACACCAGGUGAAUUGUGUAUUCGGCUUUCUUUGGAGAUCCGUUUUGUUGUUUGUUGUUGUUGUUGUUUUCUUUCUUUCUUUUUUUUUUGAGACAGCAGUAAGAAUACAGCCGUGUUCUGCUGGCUCUGCUUCCAUUGGAGCUGAGUGUUGUGCGAGGAGUGCGGUGCCAGCCGUAUUUCAUACAUUACUAUAUAAUUCUCGUUAAUUAGCAAUAAUUUACAUUAAGAGCAUAGAAAAUGUUGAGGUUACAGGUUUUAUAUCUGUACAUUUGAUCAUCUUGUUAUUUUCAAGAACUUUGCCUCCUAUAAAAUUAAUUAGGUGAAAUGUGGAGGUGUAAUCAGCAACCUCUGAAUUACCACUUCAUUUCCUGGGUUUGAUUGUAAAUCAGCCCCGGCAGAGCAGACUUUAGCAAAGUCUAUUGUUGUUUAGCACUACUUUCAACUGUCUGGUGUCUCAGCACAAUGUUCCCUUCCCCUGCUAAAUAACACUGACGGCGUCAGAAAUAAAUCAGGCCGAGGGAAAACCUUGUAAUUGAGGAAUGACUGUGCAGAGCUCCUUGCUGAGCGAGCUGCGGAGGGAACGCUGUUUAUUUUGUGUGUUUCGCUGUCCAGUUGGUGAGGUAGAAGUUGGAUUUACAGCUCGGCCCCAAUACCUUUGUCUGCUGUGUGCAGCGAGCUACAGGAGGAAUUAGUCCUGCGCUGCUUUGCUCCCUCUGUCCGAAGACGAGGGAUGGCUGGGGAGAAAAAUGGCACGCAGCAAUCCUGCAGCCCAUCCCGCUGCCCUCGGGUGCCAGGAAUGCAGCCGCUUGCUCUGCGCGUGGGGAAGGAAAGCAGCUGAACCUCUUGAAGCCAUUCUCACCGAUGAUGAACCUGACCAUAGCACGUUGGGAGCUCCAGAAGGGGACCAUGACCUCCUCACCUGUGGCCAGUGUCAGAUGAACUUCCCGUUGGGGGACAUUCUUAUUUUUAUUGAGCACAAACGGAAACAAUGCAAUGGCAGUCUCUGCUUAGAGAAGGCUGUGGAUAAGCCACCCUCACCCUCACCAAGCGAGCUGAAAAAAGCAUCCAAUCCCGUGGAGGUUGGCAUCCAAGUUACGCCAGAGGAUGAUGAUUGUUUGUCAACGUCAUCGAGAGGAAUUUGCCCAAAACAGGAACACAUAGCAGGUAAAGAAGAGCCCAGCAGCUACACGUGCACGACCUGUAAACAACCUUUCAACAGCGCCUGGUUCCUCUUGCAGCACGCACAGAACACACACGGCUUACGGAUCUACCUAGAAAGCGAGCAUGGCAGCCCCCUGACACCACGGGUUGGUAUCCCAUCAGGACUAGGUGCAGAGUGCCCUUCCCAGCCACCUCUCCAUGGGAUUCACAUUGCAGACAAUAACCCUUUUAACCUGCUCAGAAUACCUGGCUCUGUCUCGAGAGAGGCGUCAGGGCUGGGAGAAGGGCGAUUCCCACCCACGCCGCCCCUCUUUAGCCCUCCCCCGAGGCACCAUUUGGAUCCGCAUCGCAUAGAGCGCCUGGGUGCCGAAGAAAUGGCUCUGGCCACCCAUCACCCUAGUGCCUUUGACAGGGUGCUGCGACUGAACCCCAUGGCAAUGGAGCCCCCUGCUAUGGAUUUCUCCCGGCGGCUGCGGGAGCUGGCCGGCAACACCUCCAGUCCGCCCCUGUCCCCGAGCCGGCCCAGCCCUAUGCAAAGGCUGCUGCAGCCCUUCCAGCCUGGCAGCAAACCCCCGUUCUUGGCCACACCACCUCUUCCUCCUCUGCAGUCCGCUCCUCCUCCCUCCCAGCCACCCAUGAAGUCCAAGUCCUGCGAGUUCUGUGGGAAGACCUUCAAGUUCCAGAGCAACUUGGUGGUCCACCGCAGGAGCCACACUGGGGAGAAACCCUACAAGUGCAACCUGUGCGACCAUGCCUGCACUCAGGCCAGCAAACUGAAGCGCCACAUGAAGACACACAUGCACAAGUCAUCACCCAUGACAGUGAAGUCUGAUGAUGGGCUCUCCACUGCCAGCUCCCCUGAGCCCGGCACCAGCGACCUGGUUGGCAGUGCCAGCAGUGCCCUCAAGUCAGUGGUGGCCAAGUUCAAGAGUGAGAAUGACCCCAACAUGAUCCCCGAGAAUGGAGAUGAGGAGGAAGAGGAAGAGGAGGAGGAGGAGGAGGAAGAGGAGGAGGAAGAAGAGGAGGACUUGACCGAGAAUGAGAGGCCAGAUUAUGGCUUUGGGAUGAACCUGGAGGCGGCCCACCACCACGAGAACAACUCGCGGGCCGGAGAGGAGAGCCGGUCGAUGCCAGAUGUCAUGCAAGGUAUGGUUCUCAGCUCCAUGCAGCACUUCAGCGAGGCCUUCCACCAGGUGCUGGGGGAGAAGCACAAACGGGGCCACCUCUCCGAGGCCGAGGUACACAGGGACACUUGCGAUGAAGACUCGGUGGCUGGUGAGUCCGACCGCAUUGACGACGGGGCGGUCAACGGCCGGGGCUGCUCCCCUGGGGAGUCUGCCUCAGGCGGCCUGUCCAAAAAGCUGCUGCUAGGUAGUCCCAGCUCCCUGAGCCCCUUCUCCAAACGCAUCAAGCUGGAGAAGGAGUUCGACCUACCCACCGCCGCCAUGCCCAACACCGAAAAUGUGUACUCGCAGUGGCUGGCUGGCUACGCUGCCUCGCGGCAGCUGAAGGACCCCUUCCUCAGCUUCGGUGACUCCCGACAAUCGCCCUUCGCCUCCUCCUCUGAGCACUCAUCAGAGAAUGGCAGCCUGCGCUUCUCCACGCCGCCGGGAGAGCUGGAUGGUGGCAUCUCGGGCCGAAGCGGCACGGGAAGUGGAGGGAGCACCCCGCAUAUUAGUGGCCCGGGCCCUGGCAGGCCCAGCUCAAAAGAGGGCAGACGCAGCGACACUUGUGAGUACUGUGGGAAAGUCUUCAAGAACUGUAGUAAUCUCACUGUCCACAGACGGAGCCACACGGGCGAGCGGCCCUAUAAGUGUGAGCUUUGCAACUACGCCUGCGCCCAGAGUAGCAAGCUCACUCGGCACAUGAAAACACAUGGUCAGGUGGGAAAGGACGUUUACAAAUGCGAGAUUUGUAAGAUGCCUUUUAGCGUGUACAGUACCCUGGAGAAACACAUGAAAAAAUGGCACAGUGAUCGAGUCUUGAAUAAUGAGAUAAAAACUGAAUAGAGGUAUAUUAAUACUCCCCGUCCCUGCCCCGGCUCCCUGUAGAGGUUUUUUAGUCCCUUGUGAUUAAACUAAUGGAAGCUAAGGAAAUUUGGAAAGUGCUUGUCACCAGCACACCUGUUUAUUUUCUUUUUGUUCUCACCGUUUGAAUGCAUGAUCUGUAUCGGGGCAAUACUAUUGCAUUUUACGCAAACUUUGAGCCUUUCUCUUGUGCAAUAAUUUACAUGUUGUGUAUGUUUUUGUUUUUGUUUUAUUUUUUAUUUUGAAUUAGACAGCAUGUAUGGUAUGUUAUGGCUAUUUUUUAAAUUGUCCCUGAUUAGUUGCUGAGCAAACAUGUCGCUGUUUCCAGUUCCGUUUGGGAAAAAAAAAAAAAAGAAAAAAAAAAAAAAGAAAAAAAAGAAAAAAAAAGAGGAAAAGAGAAAAUCGAAACAAAACAAAAACAAGAGCAAACAGAACCGACCAUGCUGCAUACAUCCUGUAAUACAUAUCAUGUACAGUUUUGUUUUGUGACGUGUGAAGGAAUGCGCGCUCUGGGUAACCUUCUGCGGACAGGACCGAUAGCACUGAAGAGGCGUCAUGUUAGCUAGAUUUCUGUCUUAAAAGAAUAAACGUGUUGAUUGGACAGAGUACCGCUUAGGAACAGGCCUUUACUUGAAGCCCAGCCCUCCGCCACCGGUAACUGAGAGGUAAAUUCCUAUUCUCAUUUGGUUUAAAACACAAAAUCUGAGUGCCUUGGAUCUCUUGCGAGCGAUGCUGACGACUCCUUUCUGCUCCCUCUGCACUCGUAGCUCAUCUCGGCGCUGAGCCCGCGUGAGGAGCGAGGACGUGGGGACGUGGGGACGUAUGAGGAGGAGCAGCCCCAGCCCCAGUCCCAGCCCCAGCCCCAGCCCUGACGGCGGCAGCCCCCCUCUGCCUGCUCUCUCCCAGUCCCGACCCUUCGUGCUGGUAGAGACUGCCUCGCUCCCGGAGCGUGCAAAGAGAUAGGAGCUCCCUGCCCCACUCUUGUACCCCCCCCAUACUGAUGGUUAAAUAGAAUGUGAAAUGCGCAGAGCCCUCCACCGUGGUUAAACACACAAGUAAGGAAAUUCGUUUUAUGAAGAUAUUUACUUUUAAUAAUAUCUUUUAUUGAUUCUGGCACAAAAACAAAUAAAUCCCGAGCCACUUGGUUGUCAAGAUGACAAUUGAAUUAUAAACUUUAAGACCUCAUGUACCAUGUAAAAAAAAAAAUAAAGAAGACUGGCAAUAAUACUUCACCGAGUGUAACAGAUAGAGGAGUGGAAAAUAAUUGUGAUUUAUCAGCACAACGUGGUACUGUUUGCCAUAUAAACUAGAGCAGGUGUAUAAGCUAAUAUUGAUAUGACCGUGAUUAACUAUGAACUAUUAAGUCUUGCCUAUAAUGUGACGCUCUGGAGAAGUAACGGAGAAUUAAAAAAAAGAGAGAGAGAAAAGAUAAAGAAUAGCAGUGUAUGUCUGUGCUCCCUAAAGUUGUACUUCAUUUUUUUUCAUGCUCUUUGUGCUCUUUGUGUUGACAUGGAAGAGGAUUCGUUGUGUUCUCACUAAGCUAGCACCUGCCCCGUUGGUAUUCAGAUAGCACUUGACUCUGCCUGUGAUGGCUGUAUCUUUCCUCUAAUCGAAGGUACAGAGGUUGAGUAUAAAAUAAGACUGCUCAGAUAGGACAAUUAAAUGCACUGUACAAUUUUCCCAGUUUACAGGUCUAUACUUAAAGGGAAAAGUUGCAAGAAUGCUGAAAAAAAAAAAAAAAGAAAGAAAAU
This is a messenger RNA of Lagopus muta (rock ptarmigan), 5577 nucleotides long. It is a transcript of the gene BCL11A, whose product is annotated as BAF chromatin remodeling complex subunit BCL11A. Gene Ontology annotation, molecular function: RNA polymerase II cis-regulatory region sequence-specific DNA binding; DNA-binding transcription factor activity. Gene Ontology annotation, cellular component: nucleus. The record is from RefSeq and is a predicted model, not a curated record. The transcript is spliced from 3 exons. Lineage: Eukaryota; Metazoa; Chordata; Aves; Galliformes; Phasianidae. Gene Ontology annotation, biological process: negative regulation of dendrite development; regulation of transcription by RNA polymerase II. The coding region runs from base 1385 to 3808 and encodes 807 amino acids.